Molecule: messenger RNA, 1563 nt
Organism: Alnus glutinosa
Lineage: Eukaryota; Viridiplantae; Streptophyta; Magnoliopsida; Fagales; Betulaceae
Product: mevalonate kinase
Exons: 6
Coding region: 158-1321 (387 amino acids)
Biological process (GO): isoprenoid biosynthetic process
Cellular component (GO): cytoplasm
Molecular function (GO): mevalonate kinase activity; ATP binding
Source: RefSeq, a predicted model, not a curated record
GUUGAUGUCGUUUGUUGUACUCUCCGCCAAUUCAAAGUAUCACUGACUCCUACGAAUCAAUAAAACGAACGCAGAGGGACUGAGGGAGUAAGAAGAAACAAGGAGCAUCAAAGUUUAAGCGGAAAAAAGAAUAAAAUUGAAAUUUGAGGGAGAAACAAUGGAAGUGAAAGCUAGAGCUCCAGGGAAAAUCAUCCUCGCCGGAGAACAUGCUGUGGUGCACGGAUCCACGGCCGUGGCUGCCUCCAUUGGCCUCUACACCCAUGUUUCUCUUCGAUUCCCCACUCCCUCUGACAAUGAUGACUCGCUAAAACUCCAGCUCAAGGAUAUGGCUUUAGAAUUUUCAUGGCCAGUUACUAGAAUCAAAGAAGCACUACCUGAACUUGGAAGUUCGCUCUCUCCAACUCCCACAUCAUGCUCAAUAGAGUCCAUGAAAUCAAUUGCAGCUCUAGUUGAAGAACAAAAUAUUCCAGAAGCAAAAGUUGACCUUGCUGCUGGAGUUUCAGCUUUUCUCUGGCUAUACUCCUGUAUUCAAGGCUUUAAGCCUGCUACGGUGGUUGUCAAUUCUGAGCUUCCUAUGGGUUCGGGCUUGGGUUCAUCUGCUGCAUUUUGCGUUGCACUCUCAGCUGCUCUCCUUGCUUUUUCAGAAUCUGCAAGUUUGGAUAUGAACCAGCAGGGGUGGUCAGUUUUUGGGGAAAGUGAACUUGAAUUGGUGAAUAAAUGGGCUUUUGAAGGUGAAAAGAUACUUCAUGGAAAGCCAUCUGGACUUGACAACACUGUAAGCACAUAUGGCAACAUGAUCAAGUUCAAGUCAGGUAAUUUGACACGUCUCAAGUCAAAUAUGACACUCAGAAUGCUCAUUACCAACACUAAGGUUGGGAGGAAUACAAAGGCAUUAGUUGCUGGUGUUUCAGAGAGGACCUUAAGGCACCCAGAUGCCAUGAGUUUUGUGUUUAAUGCAGUUGAUUCUAUCAGCAAAGAGUUGUCUGCCAUUAUACAGUCUCCGGCUCCUGAUGACCUCUCCAUUACAGAGAAGGAAGAGAAGAUAGAAGAGUUAAUGGAAAUGAAUCAAGGUCUCCUCCAGUGUAUGGGAGUCAGCCAUGCUUCAAUAGAAACUGUUCUUAGGACAACGUUGAAGUACAAGUUAGCUUCCAAAUUGACAGGAGCUGGUGGUGGAGGAUGUGUUCUGACGCUGUUGCCAACCCUGCUAUCAGGAACAGUUGUUGAUAAGGUAAUUGCUGAGCUGGAGUCGUGCGGCUUCCAAUGUCUGAUUGCUGCAAUAGGUGGUAAUGGUGUUGAGGUUUGCUUUGGUGGUUCAUCCUGAUUUUUCCUUCACAGUGAUGAAUAAGAGUGGAUGGAUAACCAUUCAUUUGCAAGUCACCCUUUUGCCAAUAUGGCGAAUUAAUCACAUUCAAGGUAGCGAUUGAACAACCUAGGAUUUACUCUUGUGCGUAUGCUGUAGAUGAUUUAUUUACUCCCUACCCUUCUGAUGGGUUAACUUUCUACCUAAGCUAUGCCUAUCCUGAAGAAAAUAAAUAUAUAGUUAAUAAAAACGAAUUCUUGCUA